Acanthamoeba castellanii str. Neff is the source of this 1593-nucleotide messenger RNA. RefSeq lists its product as uncharacterized. The annotation marks the transcript as partial. NCBI's taxonomy places the organism in Eukaryota, Discosea, Longamoebia, Acanthamoebidae. The transcript has 7 exons. The record is from RefSeq and is a predicted model, not a curated record.
GGCGCGUUGAACUACUUUUUCGGGCUGUACAAGGACGUCCUGCCUACGCUCGACGGGUACAUUACCGACACGCGAUUGCUUCGUCGGGCCGAGGUCAAGAAGGAAGGCGAGGCGGAGAACAAGGAAAACGAAAGCGAAAGCGAAGACGAAGACGAAGAGCCGCGGGAGCGGAUGCUGAUCCACUUCGACCGCCUCGAGGCGUUCCUGGCCAAGCUGGCCGGCAAGGAGGAAGAGAUCCUCAAUAGGCGGGUCGCCCAGAGGAUUCGGGACUACAGGAGAAAGAAGGGCAACCGCAAGAGGCGCCUGUUCGGUCUCAUUCGCAAGCGACAGAAGGAGGAGGAGCGGACCGCCGCUCAGCUGUCGGCCGCCGUGGCCCGCGCUUCGUCAAGCACGCCCGCCACCACCAGCGGCAGCGCCAAGCCGGCCCCCGGCGGCACGCCGCAACUGAUCGACCUGGGGGAGUUCAUCGACUUCGGGCAGUCGGAGUGCCUCAACGCCCGGGACUCGGAGGCGCUCAAGGCCGUGUUGGGCGGGGCUGGUGAGGAGGCCUCCACUGCCACCCGCGCCGAUGUAUUGUCGAGCGACAGCGACGAGCAGCUGCUCAUCAAAAUCGCGUUCAAAGAGCGCGUGAAGCUUCAGUCGAUCGAAGUCCUCGGGCCGAACCAGUCGGCCCCGCGCAACGUCAAGCUCUUCGUCAACAAGCCCAACAUGACCUUCGACGACGUAUCGGACGAGGCGGCCGAUCAAGAGUUCGAGUUCGAGGAGCAGCAGGUGAACGACGCCGCGGAGCAGGAGGACGACGAACCCGUCGGGUCCAAGGCCCACGCCCUCAAGGCCACCAAGUUCCGCACACUCACGCACCUCACCGUGUUCAUUGAGGGCAACCAGGGGAGCGAGGACCACACGAAAAUGAGCCACCUGGCGCUCUACGGUUUGCCCCCUGGCCACCACCGACCUCUCCAAGCUCAAGCGCGUCAAUCGCAGGCGCGGCCGGCGCGGUCGGCAGCCACAGGCGCCGAGAGGGCCGCCGAGGAGCACCACCGACCGCUGACCGACGAGGAGCGCCGGCUUUUCCAGGAGCUGGACCGCGAAGCCGAGGCCGAGCUGGAAAGCGAUGUGCUGCUGCGCUCCCUCAAGUCCCUGCCGCCUUCGGCCACCGGCGCACAGAUCGCGGCCCUCCUUUCGGCAUCCGGCGACGCCGAGGAGGCCCAGGCGGCCGUCACGGAGAGCGCCGCCAGCAGGAAGCUCGAGGUCGAUCUGCAGCUGUGGCGCCGCAACUACUACCUGCACAAGAUGAACAUCCUCGUACCUUCGUCAUCUUCGUCGUCUUCAUCGUCAUCGACAAGUUCACCGACACCUGCGCCUUCCAUCUUCUCCACCACGGCAUCGGCCUCUUCGCCGUCUCCGUUUUCUCUGACAAGCGGAGGGUUCGCCUCGUCGUCUUCAUCCGGUUCGCCCUUCUCUUUUGCCGCCUCUCCGGCUUCUUCGACUUCUUCGACUUCGUCGUCUCCUUCGCUGGCCUCCCUGAUCGACAGCUACGUCGAGGGCCUCGUCUGGAUCUUUAAGUACUACUACGAGGGCUGCGCCUCAUGG